Molecule: messenger RNA, 6484 nt
Organism: Xyrauchen texanus (razorback sucker)
Lineage: Eukaryota; Metazoa; Chordata; Actinopteri; Cypriniformes; Catostomidae
Exons: 2
Coding region: 1-4710 (1569 amino acids)
Source: RefSeq, a predicted model, not a curated record
AUGCAAGGAUUCAACUGGACUUCUAAUCAACAACCUCCACCUAAGUACCAAGAACAACCUCCACCUAAGUACCAAGAACAACCUCCACCUAAGUACCAAGAACAACCUCCACCUAAGUACCAAGAACAACCUCCACCUAAGUACCAAGAACAACCUCCACCUAAGUACCAAGAACAACCUCUGCCCAAUUACCAAGAACAACCUCCGCCCAAGUACCAAGAACGACACCCACCUAUGUACCAACCCACCAGGAAUGAUCAGAUAAAGUUAAAACCCCAACUAUAUAACUCAGUGCAGCUAAAUGUUUCCAAUGCACAGCAACAAUACUGGAAUUAUCCUCAAGUUGUUCGCUCAAGCAGUGAGAAAUCUUUAGCGCUUUCCUUUCAACCAAAUGCAAACCUGACCCACCCCAACCUGUUAGGCUCCCAGACACAGCAGCACUGUACACAAGGGAUGGUCUCUCAGCCAGAAGUCCCAUCCAAAAACCCCAAGACAAACAGGCUUUAUGCUCAAUUCAACUAUAGAAACACAGGUCCAGUGCAGAAUAAUCAUGACCCUAACCAAGCUCCAGUGUAUUGGUCUUCUCGUUCAGACAAUGGAGGUUCUAGAACUGAGUGUAAUGAUAACACCAGGAGCUGGAAGCUUCACAUUUCUGACAAUGGCAGCUCUCACCACAUGAACAACCAGCAACAACCUCCUUCUUCUAUAACAGCUCCUCUUCAUCAUCAACAAAGGUUCUCUGGAAAACAGGCUGGAAAACCGCUGACUAUGCACCACUCGACACCUGUACUAUCACAACAAUCCACUUCUUUGCCCCAAAACAAUGUUACAACUCAGAGAAUGUACACCAGGCAAGCUCAGAACACAGCAACAGUCCAUCAUACUUCAAGCACCUCUCCCACAUUGCCACCAUCUGGAGCGCAAAAGAGCAUUUCACCACCUUCCUAUAACUUUCAACAGAGUCCUGUCAAUCAGAGACAGCUAGUAAUGCGGAUGAAUGCAGGUCCAAAUUUGUCAGCAACCCAGUUUCAGAAUAGUAGGCAGAGCAUAGAAAACAGGAUAUGUGGCAUUAAUCAGACCACUAAAAAUCAGACACAGCAGAGGACUCCCACCAACAAAGCCCAUCUUAACCCUCAGUCUAAGCCUGAUUUUAACUUAAAUCCUUAUGUAUACCCACAAUUACGUAAAUUAAUUUAUUCACAUGACAAUGAACAAGGUUUUGCUAAUAGUUCAGUGACAAAUAAGCAGCCAUCUGAUGACAGAACUGGAAAUCGGAAAGCUUCCAACAGGACUGACUAUAAUUUGUAUUCACAGCGACACCUUUCUUUACAGAGUUCACAGUUUACAGAUGAACCCCCUAGUAAAAGAAUGAACUAUGGUUUAAGUCAGAAAGACUAUUGGAACCAAGUACCCUCCAAAGAAUUAUGCUCCAUCUCCAAAGAUGCGAGUGAGCUUGCAUCACAAUCUGCCUUACCUAGCAUCGAUCAGACGGGCAGAACAGAACAGAAUAGCAGCGAGAAGCGACAUGAUACAAGACAGCACAAGGUACAAUACACUACUGACCCGGCAGAUUGCCUUGAAGCUGUGUUUGCUCUACAGAAAGCUGCUCAGCAAGUUCACAAAGCUGUAGCAAUCGUGCCACCUAUUUCCCAGCAAACCUCAAAUACUGCACAGAUGGAUGAUACCAGUCCAAAAACUGUGGACAGUCCUCCUCUAAAGAUUGAUGCCAUUUGGUCCAUUGCUGAAGAGCCUGAUGCACAGAGUCCAGUCACAAAAAUAAAUGACAAGCUAUAUCAAUCACCGGCACCAAUCGCACAGCAGGAUGAUAGAAGUUUAAGCAUUCAAAUUGAGACUACAAACACAGACACUUGCAUACCUCAAAGUUCUGAUAUUUGCUCUGCUAACUCAAAAGGAGGAUGUCAAAAUUACUUGCAGCAAAAUGAUAUACAGCAGAGUGAUUGUGAUUCAGGUGAUACUGUGUUUAACUUGUCCAAUGUGCCAGUGGAUGAGUACACACUUUUAAAUCUGAUGAACUUGGCUAAGUCUAUACAGAUGGAAGAGAUUACCAAGUUAAGCACUAGACUCACAGAGAUACCAGAGAGUGUUUUCAAUUGGAUCUUGGAACUCUACUGGAAAGGGAACACAUACAAUUUAGUGAAAUCUUUGAAAUCGCAUAGAAAACUGAUUGAGCGCUCAUUAGCCGGAGGUGUUAAGAAUUAUGAAUCAGUGGUAUUUGAAAGCAUCUCAUCUGACAACUUGAAGAAACUGGAUCAUUGUGACAUUCUCGAGAAUGGGAUAUUUUUAUCAUCUGAGGAGUUCAGAUCUUCUUGGUUAAAUGUUGAUGGAUGGCCAGCGGAUAUUGACAAAGUGCUUUCAGAACCACUGUCUGAUUAUGUUCCCUCAGACAAUGUAGGUGUGAAUUCCCUUAAAGAAGCUCCUGAGGUUACAUCACUCAGCACAGUGCAAAGUGUGAAGCCAAACACAAGUCACACAGAGGUUUUUACACCUUUGGCAGGAAAUGGCAAGCAGGAAACAGCCAUCAAAUACAAAGUACAUGCAGACCUCUCACCAUUAUCAGAAAUGCCUUUAGAAGAUCUAAUAGACAACAGCAAAGACAGCAGCAAAGAAACUAAAGUAUUAAAAAAAGAACACAUCAGAGUUACACAAGACAUCAAUCUCUCCUCCUCCCAGGAAGUCAUAUGUUUAGAGUCUGCUGUGUCUGAUUCACUUCCUGUGAACCCUGCAGAUGAACUUUUUGAAUGUGCCAGUGCUGUUUCAGAUGUUGUGAAAACCUCUAAGAUGUCCUUUUCUACAGAGGUUCUUAGUAACGCCACAAACACAUGUCAAGUAGAAGAUAUUUCUGACGAUGAGAAUUCAGGCAAUAAGGAGGCCGCUAGUAACGCCACAAACACAUGUCAAGUAGAAGAUAUUUCUGACGAUGAGAAUUCAGGCAAUAAGGAGGCCGCUAGUAACGCCACAAACACAUGUCAAGUAGAAGAUAUUUCUGACGAUGAGAAUUCAGGCAAUAAGGAGGCCGCUAGUAACCCUACAAACACAUGUCAAGUAGAAGAUAUUUCUGACGAUGAGAAUUCAGGCAAUAAGGAGGCCGCUAGUAACGCCACAAACACAUGUCAAGUAGAAGAUAUUUCUGACGAUGAGAAUUCAGGCAAUAAGGAGGCCGCUAGUAACGCCACAAACACAUGUCAAAUAGAAGAUAUUUCUGAUGAUGACAAUUUAGGUCAUGUGGAGGCUCCACAGGAUAUAUGGCUGGUGGAAGAUAAUUCUGACAACGAGAAUUCAGAUGAGCCAGACAUAUAUGUUGUAGAAGCUGUUUCUAAUGAUGAAAAUUCAAGAGAUGACUCCCCGAUGAUGGAGGUAACUGUGCUAUCAUCUGAAGAUGCUAUAAAUCUUUUCCAACAGUUACAAAAAGAGCCUCAAUGUAAUGUAAAAACUACAUCUACUCAAUCAAAUGUUGACACUCCAAAGCUUGUGGCAUGGUUUAGCUCACCCAGUCAGCCUAACCAUGAAUGUAGCAAAGCAAAGAUUUGCUCUUGUUGUGGUACCAAUCGAAUUGAGAAAUCCAAUUCCCCUCAUGUGACUAAGAAGUACAAUGAUGGUGAACUUUUCUGCUCCCACUGUUGGGACGAGGCACCAUCGCUUAAACUAGAAGGAGAGUUGUUCUCUCCUAUGAGGAACAAGACUUCUGGCACUCCCACUAAAUCAGAUGAAUGGGAGCAAAAUAGUAGCCCUCCAACUCUUGAACUGAAAGUCCAGGUGUUAAGUGUUCCUUUAACAGAGGAAUACAUUGAGGAUAAAGGACUGAUACGUACAAAAAGUGACAAUAUGGUAAAGUCAGCAAUGCCUGAUGUCAAAAUGCUUGAGAUUCAGAAUUCAGUUGAAGAGGUGCUUCCCAAGAUUCAACCAGAUAAGGUCAAAUCAGACAAAAUCAGCUUAACCAAGCUCCAAAUGCCCAUACAAUGCAACACACCUCCUCCAACAAAAUCUGUUUUUGGAGAGCAUAAACCUAAAUCUGAUAGCACUAGGAUUGGUGUUGAAGAGACAAGAAAUGAUUUACUUCAGGCUGUGAUGGACAGAAUCUCCCAGAACCAUACAGAAAGCCUACACAAAGUGAGAGAGAAAGUGUCCAGUCAUUCAAAUACAACACAGUGCAUGACCGCAAUGCCCCACAAGUCAAAUAAUAUGCUUGAUAUGAAUAAUGGGAAAAAGAAAGUGACAUUUGCCUUAUAUGGGUCCAAAGAUGAAGACCAAUGUGUUGCCUUGGAGCUCCAUUCCCCUGCCCCUCCUACCUUAAUAGUCUCUACUGCUGGCAAGGACUAUGCUGGUGUGCUUUCUGCUAAACAAAAAGUUCACAACCAGUGGAGCAGCACCUACAUACCCAAAGUAACAAAGAAUUCUAAACCCAACUUACCACAGGUGAAGAAAAGGAUGACCUCUCUACCUAAAUCACCACAGAAGAUGAAGAUGAUUUCUUCUCCACCCAAAACUCCAUGGCAGAAGAAAAAAAUGCAGAAACCUCAGGAAGCCUUAAAGUUAAAAAUGGAUGCUUUAAAAAGCCAUUUGAAACAAAGAGCCAUGCAUCUAUCCAGCAAAAAGAUAGAGAAAAAUUAUUCUAGAAAACCAUUUUCUCAGCAAAAGCUUACGGAUACACUACAUGACACUACACUACAAAAUAGCUUAGAAAUAACUUAAUAAUUUAUUUUAAAAUGUUUACUUUAAGGGCAUAUUAUACCUGUGGCUGAAUGUUUUCUGUAAAUGACAUUUCUGACCUUUUUUAAUUGUAAUUUCACCAUUGGGUGCGAAGUAGAAAACUUUAUUUUUUAUACAAUAUUUUUUUUUACCUGGGUUUUUAUUGUUUAUAAUGUUGUAAAGUACUCUAUGUAUGACUAAAUCAUGUUGUUUUGUGAUCACAGUCAUCUUCAAAUGUUACAUUUUAGGUAUAAUAUGUAAUGUUAUUUUUACAUAUUUGUUGUUUAGGAAAUAAGUUACAUGAAAAUAUACUGGAAAGGUAGUUGUUUCAAAUGAUGUUUUAUUUGAAAUUUGAGCUUCUUAGGUGAUGAAUAACAAAUACAGCAGUUAAAAUGUUCAAUUGCAGAAACCUUGAAUUGAUUCAUGGAGGCCACAUUUACUGUACUUCUAAUAUUCUUGAUUUAUAGGGGAGACCAGGGCUAGUUGUCACGCGGGGAUGUUGUCACAGGGGCUUUUUCUAUAUCUGUAUCUUUUGAGUUUAAACAAAGUCCCUUUGCAAGUCAGUCCACUCAGCCGCCAUCUUUGGAAUGCUCCUGGGCAGCUAUUUUCUUUACAAGCAGCAUACAAGUACAGCUCCUAUCUACUUAAAUGUGCAAAGACUGAAAUUUCCAAAAUGGUUGCUCAAGAUUAUGAUCAAAGAGCGUAGUUCAAAUCAGAUGUAAAAAUCUGAAAACAAUGGUAUAAAUUGUGCUUCUUUAAAGGGAUAGUUCACCCAAAAAUGAAAGUUCUCUCAUGAUUUACUUACCUCAUGACUUCCUAGAUGUAUAUGACUUUCCUUUUUCUGCAGAACAGAAAUUAGGAUUUUCAGAAGAAUAUUUCAGCUCUGUAGGUCCAUACAAUGCAAUUGAAUGGGUGCCAAACUUUUGAAACUCCAAAUUCUACAUAAAGGGAGCAUAAAAGUAAUCCAGUGGUUAAAUUAAUGUGUACAGACAUGGUAUGAUAGGUGUGAGUGAGAAACAGAUCAAUAUUUAAGGCCAUUGUAUGGAUCUACAGAGCUAAAAUAUUCUUCUAAAAAUAUUAGUUUGUGUUCUGCAGAAGAAAGAAAGACAUACAUCUGGGAUGACUUGAGAGUGAGUAAAUAAUGAGAGAAUUUUCAUUUUUGGGUAACUGUCCCUUUAAUGCUUUUUAAGCUUAGAAAAACACAUAGUGCUUCAAAAAUGAAAGGCUGCAGACUAGUAAGGCUGUGUACUUCCUAGACCACUACUUCUGAGGCUGUAGGCUAGGGUCUUUCUCAACAUUCAGUGCUAUGAAUGAGAUGGUCUAGUAAGUCUGCAUGGCUACGUCAUAAAGCUUUCUGCUUCCGUGGUCAUGGCAUGACAUUUUUGAAAAUGAAUUAUUUGUAUUAAAUGACAAUUCUUAAUUUCCUCUUUGUGAGAAGGUACGGAAAUUCUGGUUAGCUGCCAUGACCGCUGCAAAGAAGUUACUUGUUCAACGGUGGAAACCCCUGCAUGACCUUUCUAUUAAACAAUGGCUUCACUCUUUAUUGGAGAUAUUAUACCUGGAGCUGUCAUCUGCACGGACCAAUCACGCUAACCCUAGGACUUUUUCGAUGUGGAAGAACUGGAUAUCUACAGUCAAGAAAUAUUUAGCUACUUAAUCUGCAGCUACUUAUAGGUGUUACCAUUAACGUUAUUUUAUUUGUCUUUCUAUGUAUGCAUUUUAUUUUAUUCCUUGUUAUUCGGAUACUGCUCAGUGUCCCGAAGUGCACUGGGGUGGG